AUGGAUGACUGUUGCAACUGGUUCACUCGUGUCCAUUGCUGCUGCUUGAUCACGUGGGUUUUCACCGGCGCCUGCGUCGUGGGAAUCUUCCGCUCCAGCGAGUUCGUGCAGAAGGCGCGCGCAUGGGAGUCACCGCCUGCAUGGCAGCUGGCCCACUGCGACGUGCUUGCUGCUGGGGUCAGCUGUAUUGACGAACAGAGUAAGAGCACAUGUGCCGGUUACAGCGCGGGAAAGAUGCCUUCUGGCCAGCCGCCAGUGUUUUUGACCGAGGAUGUCGCGGUUUGCCCGGGAACUUACUGGUGCGCGACAGAUGGGGACAUGUGCGACUGUAGAGGCGAGAUUACCUUUGCUCCGGAGCUGUUCAAUGGCGAAGUCUACACCAUACCGGAGGCAGAGAGAGGGUAUAAGGUGGUCUCGAACGGCCAGUGGAGAUGCGGAACGGAUCAAUCUGGACAGCCUUACCAAGUGGAUCCUGCACAAUGGCGUGACAAGCAUUGCUGGUGCACCCCUCAGGGCAUUUUGGACGUUGUAAAGCAACAUGAGCCUCCGUACCUACAGAAGAAAGAGUGUUCUGAGAUGGUGCUUACCGACUUCAAUAGUGCAACCCAGCGGCGGCUCACAGUGUCGGACAAGUAUCGCUUUCGCUACGCGCCCUGGGCACUGGUCGUCGUCUCCAGCAAUCAGGGCUUUGACGGCUUCCCUGCCUUUGACCCAAGCCAGCUACGCUGCGCGUAUGAGUAUGGUGCGCCGGCCAUUUCCGAAGCCAUCUACUCCUCGUCAAAAGCCUACAGUGAUAGCUCUGUGUGGAAGUCGGAAGACGUUGCGAAGAGGUGGGGCAACGAGAGCUCCCGGCCUUGCUGGGUUCGCACGACAGGCGCGUCAGGCCGGAGUUUACAGGCAUGCGCUGUCGCCUUGGAGAAUCCAAGCCAGAUUGAGGAGGUCGCUCUGGGCGAGCAGAACGACAGCUACCAAAACCUCUACGUAAGCCUCUGCUUCUCUGUGUUCUUCACCGCGCUCGUGGGCUUUUUGUGCUACCUCCAGUUGCGCGAGCGUCAGCGGCAGCGGCGGGAGCAUCCCAGCUCACCCAACGCUUCAGGCUCAUCAGAGGAUGAGAACGAGGGCUUCCUGCAAUGUUGGAGUUCCAACUAA
Molecule: messenger RNA, 1149 nt
Organism: Symbiodinium natans
Lineage: Eukaryota; Dinophyceae; Suessiales; Symbiodiniaceae
Source: the annotation of a GenBank genome assembly